AAAAAAAUUAAAAACCCCACCUUCCUUUUUCUUCCUUUCCCUCUUGACCUAAUUAUCAACACUCCUUCCUUCCCCCUCCCGACAUUGACUGCCGCCUACUUCUUCCCUCACACUUCCUGGUCAUCGACGUCGAUCAAGGCAGUACGCCACCAGCCAACAACCUUCAUUCUCUCCUUCUCCUUUUCUCUGUAAACCCUAAUCCACCUCCACCACUACCGAAACCCUUUUGUUUAUCCUAAAGGAAUAACACAACCAAGCUCGUAUCUCAGAUCAAGUACUCCGGCGUGGAGUUAAAAAUUGAGGGCCCGCUUUAGAUUCACAUCCUCGCUGACGUGCAAGUAUCAUUAUCUAGGGCUUUUUCAAGGAGUACUCUACCUCAACUCACCUGUGACCUCGGAUCAUCUCUUUCCACCGACGACCUCGGGCUCACUUCACCUCACCAGAGACUGCAACGAUUGCUCAAGUUUACAAGCCCUAGAUUAGAUUAAGGUAAAUCUUGGUUUACAAGCCCUACUCUAUCAUGACCUCAACACUCCUCAACAACACCACUAAUUGUAUCUCCGGAAAUGUAUAGGGCCUUGGUAGGCCCGUUUGAUUAUGUGCUGAUAAUGAUGUUCACUAUUAAAGACGCUUCUAAAUGGUGGAGUAUAUUAAAUGUCUCUCCUAUUUGGCAAGAUUGAAUAUUCUACCUUCUCACUCUUCUCUGUAGCCUCACUGCGAUUGUCGCUAUGAUGCAAUUGAUUCAAAUUCAGCAAACAGUAGAAGACUAUGCUAUCAAGAAAAGUAUCAUCUACAACAUAUUCCUGUGGACAAAGUCAAAACAUAUUCCUUUCAGCUUUUCAUUGAGGGUCAAAUCUAUAUCACUAAGUGAUUAUUUGAUUUCAAAGGUGAUCAAGGUUCUUCCACAAGAGAUUGAGACACUAAGAAAACCAAAAUGGGAUGCUGUGUUGGUGAGCCAAUAUUUUUCUGAUCUAAAAGAAGUCAAAAAACAUGGGCGAAAAGAGAGAAGGAACAAGGAAGCUCAGGGUGUUCUUGCAACUUCAACUGCUGUUGCUGCAGCUUCUUCCAGGAUUUCAUCUUUCUGGAAAGAUACAAUUAAAGAAUCCGCUCACUAUGAGAAUAAGUUGAAGAUAAAACCUCUUGGAGGGAGAUCUGCAUUGCAAGCCACAAAGUUGGCGCAUGUAAAGUGCAAUUAUGGUCACUGUCAAAGCACAUUUCAUCCUACUUGUGGCAAAAGUACUGGAUUCUUUAUGAAUGUGGAGAGGACAAAGUCCGAGACUCAAAAACAUGGAGUUGAAGAAUGGAAUUCUCUGAAUAAAGUCAGGGUUGAAUUGGAGAGAUUACGCCUCAUCUGUGAGAGAAUUAUCAGACGUGAGAAAUUGAAGCAUGAAUUGGUGAUUUGUUCACAUGACAUGCUUCGUUGGAACAGAGAGUCAGUAUGUUUAUCUUCUUCAUCUAUACCCCCCCCCCCCGGGUGGGGUUUGCACUGGUUGUGUGUCACCAGAUUGAAACCAUCAUCCAAAGAUCUGAUGACAGAGCUUGGACACCAAAUUCUUUUCUUUACAAGUGCGAAACAAAAGCUGGCAGAAUUUAUCUUUGAAUCGGGUAAUAUGUGCUGUGCAGAUUGUGGAACUCCAGAUCCAAAAUGGGUAUCUAUAAGUUUUGGAGCAUUUAUAUGCAUCAAGUGUUCACGGGCACAUAGAAGCCUUGGGGUUCAUAUAUCAAAAGUGUUAUCAGUGAAUCUAGACGAGUUGACACAUGAAGCACUCAAACAGUGUCCUUAUGCCAAGUAUCAGCCAUGCAUUUCGCAACAGCUGUAA
Messenger RNA from Lactuca saligna, 1820 nucleotides. The record is from the annotation of a GenBank genome assembly. Lineage: Eukaryota; Viridiplantae; Streptophyta; Magnoliopsida; Asterales; Asteraceae.